AUGGGCCGUCUUCUUCUUAGCUUGCCGUCUCACCGGGUACGCUCACUUCAUCAUGCGCGCAAUCGCGUAGCCAUUGUCUUCUUCAUAGGAGCACUCAUCUUCCAUCAGCACAUGUACCUAGUCAGCCGACAGUCCCUAAGUGCAAAAUACACUGCCACCAACUUCAACUCGCGUGCUGGAGACCUGCGCGCUCGCUUCCCACCCGAAGACGGCUCCCGGUUCCAGGCUGAGCUUCUAGCCAACAGACAAGACUGGGAGGUCUUGGGAGAGGGCUUCGAAGGCAAGGUGUUUGCCUACCAAGACUCCGUCAUCAAGACCUUUACACCAGGCCAAAGUCCGUUCCGGAACUGCGCACCCAGCACCUAUCCAACUGCGAAAUGGCCGACCGAGAUACCUGCACAAUUGCGGUUUGGAGGUUCUAGUCUGACAAAGGUAAGGGGAAGCGGCCAUGUCGAGGAUGCAAAAAUAGACUUCAAGGGAUUCCUCCCCCUCAAGGCACACUUCAUGGCAUCCAAUUCACCCGGAAGUCCAGCAGAAUGGCAUCUAGUUACACCACUGUUGAAGGGCGGCACCCUUACUUCGCUCGCCAAGAAGCUCUCUACGGAACCGCAAACAAAAUCCUAUCGGGAGAUUGAUGCACUAUACCGGCCAGCCUUUAACCGACUGCUUGUGAACAUGGCCGCGUUCCACGAUGCAGGCUAUUGCCACGACGACAUCAAGCCGUCCAACAUCUUUAUCAAAGAUGAUUCUCAAUGGGUAAUGGGCGAUCUGGGUAACGUACGCGAACUCUCGCAUCCCUUUCAUUCAUCGCGCAUCUGGACAGACAACAAGCAGCUUGCCGACUGCCGAGCCAAUGACGUCGUUCGAGUGCUUCGAUCCUACCUAAAGUUCAUCCAAUCCUCCCUACCCGAUCCUGAGCCUUUCAACACGGCCCUAUUCCAAGCAGCCGAACCCACGAGCAAGCUUUUGUGGUGGACGCUCGCAGACGCGCCCAACAUGAGCGCCCAAGAACUUCGCCAGCGCUCCUUCUUCGAAUACCCAGAGGCAGCGCCCGCACCUGACACUGACGAGCGGUUUCCGCCACCUGUACCUCCUCGCCGCUCCUUGUUCACCCUAUUUUCCUCGGAACGCAGCGUACUCGGUGGCGCGGCUGAUGCUGCACUCCGGACUUCAAUGAACGAGCUUAGUGCGCGUCUAUGGGCCUGGGUUGGUUUAUUUGGUGUUCCCGAGGGCGAGAUUUGCGAAGCUUGA
This is a messenger RNA of Exserohilum turcica Et28A, 1251 nucleotides long. RefSeq lists its product as uncharacterized. Lineage: Eukaryota; Fungi; Ascomycota; Dothideomycetes; Pleosporales; Pleosporaceae. Bases 1 to 1251 code for a protein of 416 amino acids. Gene Ontology annotation, biological process: protein phosphorylation. Gene Ontology annotation, molecular function: protein kinase activity. The record is from RefSeq and is a predicted model, not a curated record. The transcript has a single exon.